Hipposideros armiger (great roundleaf bat) is the source of this 381-nucleotide messenger RNA. Its product is annotated as histone H2B type 1-like. Gene Ontology annotation, cellular component: nucleosome. Gene Ontology annotation, molecular function: DNA binding; protein heterodimerization activity; structural constituent of chromatin. Lineage: Eukaryota; Metazoa; Chordata; Mammalia; Chiroptera; Hipposideridae. The record is from RefSeq and is a predicted model, not a curated record. The transcript has a single exon. Bases 1 to 381 code for a protein of 126 amino acids.
AUGCCCGAGCCGGCCAAGUCGGCGCCCGCCCCGAAGAAGGGCUCCAAGAAGGCGGUGGCCAAGGCGCAAAAAAAGGACGGCAAGAAGCGCAAGCGCAGCCGCAAGGAGAGCUACGCGGUGUACGUGUACAAGGUGCUGAAGCAGGUGCACCCGGACACGGGCAUCUCGUCCAAGGCCAUGGGCAUCAUGAACUCAUUCGUCAACGACAUCUUCGAGCGCAUUGCGGGCGAGGCGUCGCGCCUGGCGCAUUACAACAAGCGCUCGACCAUCACGUCCCGGGAGAUCCAGACGGCCGUGCGCCUGCUGCUGCCCGGGGAGCUGGCCAAGCACGCCGUGUCCGAGGGCACCAAGGCCGUCACCAAGUACACCAGCUCCAAGUGA